GCCCUGGUGUCUCUGCAGUAGGCGUGACCUUGUGGACUGGGAAAUACUCCCCUCCUCCCAGACGCUGACAGCUAGGGCUAAAGGUACAUCAGAUAGGCGAUUAGCUGAAGCUGCUAUCAGUUGCUCUCUGGAAAAGAAAGUGCAGAGAGACGCUCUGUUUUCUUGUAGGCGCUUCCCAGGGUGGCGUGUGCUGGGGGCAACUAGUUGCUCCAUUCUAGGAGGAGCGGGGAGCUGCCCCCAUCCCAGCAGAGGCAUGGUGGCAGUGGCAGGCAUCUGGCUGGUGGUGUGAGGGCAGCGGCCCGUGGGGCUCUGGUGCAAGAGGAUGACGGGAAGAGGGUCUCCCGCCCCGGAGAGGAGUGACAACAGUGGGCAGGCAGGCGAGACGAAGGCCGUGGCACAGCCCGCCAACUGCAUCAGUGUGCGGGGGGUCUCCUACAGUGUCAGAGAGAGUGUUGGCCCAUGGUGGAAAGUUCCUUUAUACCAUACCAAAUGGACUCGGCAAAUACUUAAAGAUGUUUCAUUUCAUAUAGAGAGUGGCCAGAUUAUGGGGAUUUUAGGAAACUCUGGAUCUGGGAAAACAACACUUCUGGAUGCAGUAUCAGGAAGACUGGAAGAUAAGGACAAUUUUUUUGGUGAAGUGUAUGUGAAUGGGCAUCAGUUGAAGAAGGAACAGUUUAGAGAUUGCUUCUCUUAUGUGCCACAGAAUGACGCUUUGCUAAGCUUCCUCACCAUAGAAGAGUCUCUGACCUACACAGCUUUACUUGCUCUUCAGAAGUGCUCCAACAGCUUCAUCAAGAAGAAGGUCGAUGCGGUUAUGGCCGAGCUGAGUCUUAGCCACAUUGCCAACAAAAUAAUUGGAAGCCAAAUAUAUGUAGGAAUUUCUGGAGGUGAGAGGCGUCGUGUCUCAAUUGCAGCCCAGCUAUUACAAGAUCCCAAGAUCAUGCUGCUUGAUGAGCCAACGACAGGGCUGGAUUGCCUGACUGCAAACCAGAUCGUCUCACUGCUUGUGGAACUUGCACACAAAGACAGGAUUGUGAUUAUCACCAUUCAUCAGCCUCGCUCAGAACUCUUCAGGUUAUUUGACAAAGUAGCCAUCAUGAGCUUUGGAGAAAUGGUUUUCUGCGGGAACCCUAUGGAAAUGAUCACAUUUUUUAGCAACUGUGGCUAUUCGUGUCCUGAACAGUCAAAUCCUUUUGAUUUCUAUGUGGAUCUGACUUCUGUGGACACUCGAAGCAAGGAACGUGAACUUGAAACCUAUAGCAGGGUUCAGGUGAUUAUAUCAGCUUACAAAAACUCGGAGAUCUUUAGGAAAGUACUGGAAGCCAUUGAGAGAACAAGGUUUAUGAAAGACCUUCCACCCAUACCAUUCAAAAACAAAGACUCACCUGGUGCCCUUUCCAAAUUAUGGUUUCUUUUAAGGAGGAUAACAAGAAAUUUCUCUAAAGAUAAGAUGGGCAUAAUCAUGCGUCUCCUCCAGAAUCUUCUGUUUGGCUUGUUUGUAGCAUUUUUCCUUCUUAGACUAACAUCUGACUUGGAAAAAGGAGCAGUACAGAACCGUGUGGGUCUCCUCUACCAGUGCGUGAGUGCUCCUCCCUACACAGGGAUGCUCAAUGCUGCUGCCCUUUUCCCACCUUUACGUGCUAUCAGCGACCAAGAAAGCAAAGAUGGCUUGUAUCAGAAGUGGCAAAUGCUUUUAGCUUAUAUCAUACAUUUCCUGCCCUUCAGUAUUCUCAGCGUGGUAAUUUUCAGCACCUUUAUGUACUGGACUGUGGGAUUGUAUCCUGAUCCUUUCAGAUUUGGAGUUUUCUUUGCGGUUGUCUUGGCGUCCCAUGUGAUUGGUGAACUACUCACCCUUGUGAUGCUUGGGGUUGUUCAAAACCCAAAUAUAGUCCAAAGUGGAGUGGUGCUGCUUAACUCAGCAGGUGUGGUAGUGGGAACCGGACUCGUAAGGACCAUAGAAGAAAUGCCAAUGCCUUUUCAAAUACUCAGUUUUCUCACCUUUCAAAAAUACAGCAGUGAGAUUCUGGUAGUCAAUGAAUUUUAUGGCUUAAACUUCACUUGUGGUAAAGACAACGGUUCCACUACAAUAAACGCUAAAUGUCCAAUCUCUCAUGGCAUCCAAUUCAUUGAACAAAACUUUCCUGGUGCAUUAUCCCGGUUCACAAUGGAUUUCCUACUGCUCUAUGCUUUCCUACCAGUACUUGCCAUUAUAGCAAUCUUGAGCUUCAAAAUAAGAGAGAAGAUUAUUAGCAGGCAGUGAAAAAAGGUAGCAGUACUAACAAUGUGUAAUACUGUACUUUUAAUUUUAUUACACUUCAAAGCUUGAUCUGCUGGAUUUUAUAUAGAAUUUAAACGAUCAAACAUCAUAGAGAAACACAUCUUCCCUUGCUUGAUUCUAAGUGGACACUUUCCAUCUUAAAAAACAAUGUUCUAAUAAGAGUGUGAAUGACUUCCUGCUAUUCCUGGUAUUCCCACCCUUUUUUCCUCUUCCAAAUCAGCCAUUUCAACAGUGUUACAUGUUUUAGAGGACUUUUAAAAUUUCAUUUAGUCUGCUGAUGUGUUCGUUCUUCAACAAUGUAAUGAUGCUCUAAUGUUUUCCCCAUACUUUUCUUUUUUAAGCUACUCCAAUAAACAGAGAAGUAGAAUUGUUGAGUAAAUCUAGAAUUGUUUUUAAAAUAGUAUGCUUUGUUUUGUUAACAUUUUGGGACUUUAGAAAGAGAACAAACCAAACACUGUAAGAAAAGACAGAAUCAAGAAGUCAGUUUAAUCUCAUGCAUCCUAUCCAACCACAGCAUCCACGAGUACAAGAAGCAACUUUAAGCAACAUAGAAGUUACCAAAUGUUUUUGUUUUGUAAGCAAUGCCAGAUCAUAGAAGGCAGUUAUGUUAUUUAUAUUUGCUCUUUCUUCUCGGUAUUCAGUUCUAAAUCUUGUUUUGGAAGCAGUCUGUGAAUUACUAGGGAAAAAAAUUGUUUAUUAAUAAAGUAUCAGUUCACCUAGGUUGCCUCCCUUUUCUUGAAAGACAUGUUAUUUGCAUCUUUCUCUGGAAACCAUUUUCAUGGGCUCACUAACAC
This is a messenger RNA of Phasianus colchicus (ring-necked pheasant), 3072 nucleotides long. NCBI's taxonomy places the organism in Eukaryota, Metazoa, Chordata, Aves, Galliformes, Phasianidae. The record is from RefSeq and is a predicted model, not a curated record.